UUCUGUUUUAGCACUGACACACUGAUCCUUCAUACAUGAAACCCACGCCAUCCGUGCAGGCGUUUUUCACAGGCACUGGAUGACCUGCAAUACUGACUAUGCCCCGUGGUGCCCGGCAUGCCAGCACAUACAAGCAGACUGGGAGGCAUUAGCCAAAGAGAGUGAGAACCUCGGGAUUUCAGUUGGAAAGGUUGAUGUUACACAACAGCCAGGCCUGAGUGGGCGUUUUCUGGUUACCACACUACCAACUAUUUUUCAUGCUAAAGAUGGAAGUUUCCGAAGAUACAUGUCAUCACGGACCAUUGAGGAUAUCCAAGCAUACGUUGUUCAAAAGAAGUGGGAAGCCGUGGAGCCUCUGCCAGGAUGGAAGUCGCCUUCAUCUAUUCUAAUGUCGGGAAUGGCUGGUCUCUUCCGGCUCUCUGUGUGGAUUAGGCAAAUCCACACGUACCUCACUGACACUCUUGGCAUUCCCUCGUGGGGCUCUUACGUAAUCUUUGCCAUCAUCACUCUGUUCAUGGGACUAGUCCUCGGUCUGAUGUUGGUGUUGAUUGCUGACUGUAUUUGUCCAUCUAGGCCAAAGCGAAAUGAGGAUAAACCUGUUUUGUACACAAAAGACGAAGGCUCAGAGGAUGAGGUGGACGACACUGUUACAGAGGAGAAGCGCAUGUCUGACCAGGACAAUGAGAGUGAACGAGUGUCUGGUGAAGAGUCCACUGAAGAGGAAGGAGGCGCGGUCACAGAGGUUGCAACUGGCAGCACUGAGCAGCCUCAGACAGAGGGGGCAGCAGAGGGAUCAGUGAGGAAGAGGAAACCUCAGGGGCCUAACAGUCCAGAGGGCACAUAACGUCUCAACACACACUACAAAUCUGAAAUAUAGUGUAAACCAAAAUAGGGAACUCCUGCAUCUACAGGGCAGUGCUGAAUGCCAUGCUGUAAGUGCAUAAUGCUCAUUUUCUCUUCUGUGCAGUUUCUUUAGCUGAUCUACGGUAUUGCUUACUUUUUCUCCAGCCCGUCCUGAUCUCUCUCUACAAGCUCCGCUUAUGGAAAAACAGUAUUGCUUGUGUGUCUUAGGAAAAACCUUGAAAGUAAUUAUAUUUACAUACAAAAUUGUUUGCCAAGGAUUUAUCACCAAACAGGUGACUUAUAUGACUUAUGAAGUCAAUAUUGUUUGGAAUAAGCAAAAAGUUGGAUAAACGUUGUAUGUUUUAGGUGUCCAUGUCCAGUAAUACUAAGUGGAAUAUCUUUGUUUACGCUGUUGUUCAUUACAAUAAUGCCUCCAAUUAUUAUUAUUAUUAUUAUUAUUAUUAUUAUUUUUAUUUUUUUUUUUUUAUAUAACUCUAACGACUGCUUUUCUGUAAGUGCAUGUUUAAUCACAUUCCAGUGGCAGGGCCACAACAUCACAUAGCCACAAUGGAACUGUUUUAGUAACAGUCGUUUCAGAGACAGCACACACCAGCACAGCUCUGAUGUGACUGACUGAGAGUAUCUAAUGUACAUGGUGGUGAGUGCACUCCUAAUGUGAGGACAAUCAUCAUAAUACAGGUGUUGUCAGAGCAGUUUAACAUGAAGGUCUCAGGAUAUGAAUUUUCACUCUCUGGAUUGUUCUUUAUCUGCAAAAGAAGAAUAAAUAAACAAAAAUAAAAAAAUAUAUAGAGAUCUGUUUAUAGAAGCUUAAAGGAAUUCUCCAUUGUUUUUUAACUGUAAUUUCCUUGUAUUUCCCUGAACUUUCCCUAUAAUGGAAGCUGAAGCACCUGUCCACUGACUUCUAUAAUAAGCGUGUUUGGAGUUUACAGUUCUUUAAUUAAGUGUCAAAACUGUGUAGUAAUCGACCUUAUCAACCAGCAGAUAGAGAUUAGGUUGGGAAAUAAUGGAGAAUUCCUUUAAGGCCAGGGCACACUGAUUCAACAUUACCCAACAAACACCAACAUUCUGGUGCUGGCAAUUGCCCUUAUACUGAACCGGAAACCGGAAAGCCAAAUGAGGGAUGAGAAUUCUAAACCUGUGUGAAUGGGGGGUGAGUGCUCUAGUAGUGGGGGACGCCAUUCUAGAACUGAGUGAAUGAAGGGAGAACCUUCUAGAGCAGUGAAAAAGGGGGGAAACAUUCCAGAACUGACUGAAUGAAAGGAGAACCUUCUAGAUCAGUGAAAGUGGAGGAGAGCGUGCUAGAACUGUAUGAAUGGGGGAUAGCAUUCUAGAGCAGUGUAAAUAGCAGGGAGCAUUCUAGGAGAGUGUGAAUAAAAGGAGAACAUUCUAGAGCAGUGUACAUCCUUAAUAUUUGGUUUUCUUGGCCUCUGCAGUCAAAAGGUUUGGACACCCCUGUUCUAGAGGCUUCCAACAGUCACACAGGUGUGGCACGCCAACCCAACAUUUGUGUUUGUUGUUUUUUUGGAGAUUGUUGAAUCUGUGUGCUUUGGGCUUCAGUGUCUUAAUCUCUGCUGAUUGCAUUCUGUUGAUGAAUUUGCACUUUGAGACCAUGUAGUAUACAGUGUGCUACACUGUACCUUGCAGAAGUAUUGGGACAGUGAUGUUAUGUUGCUGUAUAUGUAGGCUGAUAUUAUCCAAGAUGAAUAUGAAGCAGUGAUACAGAGUGCCAUCUCUUUUUUGUUUUUCUGCAUCUGUGGUUUAUUAUUUUGGCAUGGUAGCUUUUUUUAUGCUUGCUCUCCCUUGCGUCCCCAUUUUAGAGGUAUGUCCAUAUUAGGACUAAUUCAUUUUAAUUAAGUCACAAAACAUGAAUAUAAGUUAGUACUAGGUAUCAUAUUCCUCAUCCACAGUUUUCAUCCAAUCCCCAGGAUUUUUAGAAGCCCAUAGUUUUUAUUGAAAUUGUGUAUGGAAUAUAGGGUGAAUAUAUGACUAUCAUGAUUAUAUGUUUUACAAUGUUGACAGACUGUUGAAAUUUGGAAUAUGUACCUUGUCAAGUAUGUUUGCCAUGUUUUUGUGUGUCUUUUUUCACAUACAUUUAUACACUAUACCAAAAUUGUAUUGACAUCAUUGUAUUGUUUAAUUGUCUAUGAAUUAAAUUAUGGUCAAUACAAUAUUUUGCAGGCUAAACGA
Messenger RNA from Colossoma macropomum (tambaqui), 3051 nucleotides. It is a transcript of the gene tmx4, whose product is annotated as thioredoxin-related transmembrane protein 4. The coding region runs from base 80 to 844 and encodes 254 amino acids. Lineage: Eukaryota; Metazoa; Chordata; Actinopteri; Characiformes; Serrasalmidae. The record is from RefSeq and is a predicted model, not a curated record. The transcript has 8 exons.